This is a messenger RNA of Lingula anatina, 411 nucleotides long. Its product is annotated as sigma non-opioid intracellular receptor 1-like. NCBI's taxonomy places the organism in Eukaryota, Metazoa, Brachiopoda, Lingulata, Lingulida, Lingulidae. Gene Ontology annotation, cellular component: endoplasmic reticulum. The record is from RefSeq and is a predicted model, not a curated record.
AUGAUUGAAGUCUAUGAGGCUGAGGCAGCAUUCAGAGGUAUCUUCAAAAAACUACAGGAUCUGUACCCAGGGCACAUACUUCCUAGUAGAGAUCAUCAAUGGAUCUUUGUCAAUGCAGGAGGCUGGAUGGGGAGUAUGAUGGUGGGCCAUGCCUCCCUCACAGAGUAUGUGCUCUUCUUUGGUACAGCCAUCGAUACAGCAGGGCACUCAGGCAGGUACUGGGCCAAUAUCUUGGAUACAUUGAUAACUGGACAGUAUGUGCAGUGGAAGGAAAGGGAAAUGAAAAGCACUGUUUAUGGGCCCGGGUGCACCAUUUAUCAUGGAGUGGGAGAGGUCAGAUCUCUUAACUUUCAAAAGCAACAUUUUUUUUAUCGAACUGGGCUCAUGUAUUAUUUUUUUCCACCCAAAUAA